AUGACAAGCCCCACACCAGAUUCCCCUCAAUCCCCCGAAGGCGAGCGUUGCACGAGCUGCAGGGAGUCAGGCACACAAUGCACCUUCAAUCUCCCCCUCGCCCGUCGCGGCCCCAAGAUCCGCUCCAGAAAAUCUGCCGGUUCCACAGCGGAAUUACCGCCUCCCCAAUCGUCACAAUGGGAAACCAACACUGUCGAUCUCGGACUCUCGCCGCCUUUGAUGGUUAGUGGUGAUGUAACGAGUCACCAGCGCUGGCAGAAUUUAUCGCGAGCGCUAGCGUUCAUUACGAAUGAUCUGCAGCAAUUUGUUACGCGAUGCUUUGAUCUCUUUUUUGAGUAUCUUUAUCCGCUUACCCCGUUGGUUCAUGAGCCGAGUUUGAGGGACUCGCUUUCGUACUUUGGGCAGUACCCUUCUGAGAAUUUUAGUACAGGGGUUUUGGAGCUUUGGCCGGAGACGACGUUUACUUUGAUCACUGCUGUUUGCGCCGAAGCAGCCUUUUUAUUACCGAAAGAUUUAUUCCCAGAGGGUCAAUCCGUAGCGGAUAUUUUUCUCAAUGCUUCGAGAUCGUGCUUGAAUCAAUAUCUUGAAGCGGAGUUGGAGAAUCCGAAUGCGAACUCAAUCACAAUUCGCUACUUUCACUCGAAUUGUCUUCAUGCAGCGGGAAAGCCCAAGUAUUCGUGGCACAUCUUUGGAGAAGCCACGCGACUUGCGCAGGUUAUGCAAUUGAACCUCGAAACCUCGCUUGAGGGCUUGCAACCGAUUGAAGCUGAGCUGCGACGUCGAGCUUUCUGGAUUGUGUAUAUGGGCGAUAAAUCAGCUGCGAUACUGAACAACCGACCCAUCACGAUCCACAAAUUCUCAUUCGAGUCUGGAAUAACCACGUCCUAUCCUUCUGGCAUUGAAGAUGAAGCUCCGGUUCUCUCGCCUGGUAAUCUCGUCACGAAUUCUGAUGUCGUGCGGAUUACAUGCAUCGAAGGCUUCAACGCCAAUCUAAGACUCUGGCAGAAUGCAUCUGAUCUGCUCCUCGAGUUGCGACUAAUGCAGGACCGAAACCAACAAGAUCUCAGCAUGUCGAAUCUUCAACCGCUGAUCAGCGCGCAAGAAAAGGAUCGGCUGGACGCUCUUUAUGUCCGUUUCAUCACCUGUCUUGAUGAUCUACCACCAUAUCUGCAGUCGUAUACGUUCGCUGCCUUGGCGGAUGAGUCCAGGGAAACCACCAAACAAUUCCUGAUCCAGUGCGCUAACCUUCAAGUCUCUAUCCAUUGUCUAAGAAUGGUGAUAACGCAAAAGUUGGAGAAUCUUCCGUAUUAUAAAUCGGACAUCGGGCACUCGGAUUUGCGCAAGACGGAAAUUGCAAGAGAUAUGCUGAGGGUGAUCCAAGAAGCUCCGUUUUGGUCACUCCAAGUGAAUGGUGAACCCUAUCUAAUGAGAUGUCCCUACCAAGGUGGAGAAGAUACGACUCACUGGUGCGAGUCUUCUGGAGAUCAUUCACAGAAAUGGCUCCUCACCAAUUGCCGCGAGAGCUCGCAGUGA
Messenger RNA from Fusarium oxysporum Fo47, 1533 nucleotides. Its product is annotated as fungal specific transcription factor domain-containing protein. Bases 1 to 1533 code for a protein of 510 amino acids. Gene Ontology annotation, biological process: DNA-templated transcription. The transcript is spliced from 3 exons. The record is from RefSeq and is a predicted model, not a curated record. NCBI's taxonomy places the organism in Eukaryota, Fungi, Ascomycota, Sordariomycetes, Hypocreales, Nectriaceae. Gene Ontology annotation, molecular function: DNA binding; zinc ion binding.